GACCUUUAUUCUCUGCCUCAACCUCGAUAGUAAUGUGCGGAGUCAGCGCAGUGUCUCCCAGGGGUGAAGUCUGCGAUCGCCCACACUACACAUAGCAUACACUACACAUAGCACACACUACACACAGGACCGGGUGUAAAUAGCUGUGGAUUAUAUCCCAUUGACUGACUUUUCAGAGCUGCCAAAUGGAGUCAAAGCGGAGGCAGAGGAGGAGGAGGGAGGCUGAUGUGAGAGAGAGAAACUCGCUGAGCGGAGAGGCUGAGGAUUCGGGGCAGAGAGAGAAGCAGAGAGAAGACAACGGCUCCGUGGACAAGAUCAGUCACCUGGCCAACUGGCAGAGGCACAAGGAGGAUGUGAAGGUUAAAUUCCUGGAGCAGCUGCGAGGGCAGGUGAGCGAACUGCUGGACAGAGCGCUGGAGGAAUCCGUCCAGUCCUUCUCUCAGCGCAGCCCAGGGACCAAAUCCCCCAAGACAGGCCAGCGAGACAGGCUGGAGAGAUUAGGAGUCGAGAAAGAAAAGAUCUUCAUGAACAGAUGCUCAAUUCUGGAUGAACUGUUUGAGAUCCGUCACAUUAAGACCAUUUACCACAUGUUCAUCGCUGCCCUCGUGGUCUUCAUCAUCAGCACUGUGGCCGUGGAGUUCAUUGACCAGGGAAGGCUGCUGCUAGACUUUGACCUGCUGUUCUAUGUCUUUGGGAAGCUGCCCACGGCGAUGCUGGCCUGGCUGGGGAUGUUCCUCUACACACUGUUUGUGCCGUUUAAAGUCCUGAGCUGGUGGGGAGGCAGGUACCACAGCUCCCGGCUGCCGCGGCUCCACACACUGGCCUCGGGGGCGCUUCUGGCGACCACACACCUCUGUGUCCUCGGCCUCCUGCCCAUAAACGUAGUCAUUCACUACCAGCUGCCACCGGCGUCAAGGUUCAUCGUCAUCUUAGAGCAGAUUCGUUUUCUGAUGAAGUGUCACUCCUUCAUCCGGGAAAAUGUUCCCAAAGUCCUGAACGCCAAACUGAGGGACGGUGAGGAGCUGAAGUUGCCGGAGUUUUCGAGCUAUUUAUAUUUUUUAUUCUGCCCCACCCUCAUCUACCGCGAUUCUUACCCCAGAAACUCAAAGAUCAGAUGGAAAUACGUAUUACUGAACUUUUCUCAGGUACUGGGUUGCCUUCUCUAUGGCUAUUUUAUCCUGGUCAGACUCUGUAUCCCCGUCUUCACCAACAUGAGCAAAGAGCCGUUCAGUAUCAGGGUGCUCAUCCUCUCCAUAUUCCACGCCACCCUGCCAGGUAUGUUUCUGCUGUUCUUGGCAUUUUUCUCGUUCCUCCAUUGUUGGCUGAACGCCUUUGCUGAGAUGUUGCGGUUUGGAGACAGAAUGUUUUAUAAGGAUUGGUGGAAUUCCACAUCGUUUGCCAAUUACUACAGAACAUGGAAUGUUGUCGUUCACGAUUGGCUCUACAGCUACACCUACAGCGACUUCCUGUGGCUGACUGGGAAGCGAUGCCGUGUGGUGGCAAUGCUCUCGGUAUUCGGUCUGUCCGCUGUGGUCCAUGAAUACGUGCUGACGCUGUGUCUCGGCUACUUCUACCCCGUCAUGUUCUGCCUCUUCGCCAUCUUCGGGGUUCUUUUCAAUUUUAUUUUCAACGACAACAGAAAGAGUCCAGCCUGGAACGUGCUGAUGUGGGUUUUCCUGUUUAUUGGACAAGGCAUCCAGGUGUGUCUGUAUUGCCAGGAAUGGUACGCUCAGAUCCACUGCCCUGUCACACAGAGGACGUUCUGGGAGCUGGUGACUCCCCGCUCCUGGACUUGCCGGCCGAAAGCUUAACUUUCCGCAGUUCAGACAUCACAGUCAGUGAGAAGAUCAGCCGGAGAGAGCGAGGGAGAGGGAGUAUGUCCACGAUGUCUCCACGUGGCUACUCACUGCUCUGUGUCCGAGGAGAUUCCUGGAACCGGCUAUGAAGCCGGCAACAAGCAGAGAAAUGUCUUGUUCCUCCAUCAGGAACCUAAAGCAAUUGUUAAUAAGGCUGAAUUCACCCAAAGAAAAACAUUAAACCUGGUCCCUGAUCUCCGAGCUGUGUGUGGGUUUGUUCCUGGCACAGAUUUGCUGCCUUGUUUGGCUCCAUCAGUCUCUCCUCUGGGGUACGGGGAGCCAGUGGAGCCGG
Callorhinchus milii (elephant shark) is the source of this 2148-nucleotide messenger RNA. RefSeq names its product sterol O-acyltransferase 2 (gene soat2). Gene Ontology annotation, molecular function: cholesterol binding; cholesterol O-acyltransferase activity; fatty-acyl-CoA binding. Gene Ontology annotation, cellular component: endoplasmic reticulum membrane. The record is from RefSeq and is a predicted model, not a curated record. Lineage: Eukaryota; Metazoa; Chordata; Chondrichthyes; Chimaeriformes; Callorhinchidae. The transcript has 15 exons. Gene Ontology annotation, biological process: cholesterol efflux; cholesterol metabolic process. Bases 186 to 1811 code for a protein of 541 amino acids.